Molecule: messenger RNA, 1305 nt
Organism: Arachis duranensis
Lineage: Eukaryota; Viridiplantae; Streptophyta; Magnoliopsida; Fabales; Fabaceae
Product: splicing factor U2af small subunit B
Exons: 4
Coding region: 154-1113 (319 amino acids)
Biological process (GO): mRNA splicing, via spliceosome
Cellular component (GO): spliceosomal complex; U2AF complex
Molecular function (GO): metal ion binding; pre-mRNA 3'-splice site binding
Source: RefSeq, a predicted model, not a curated record
UCAACACAAGAAAUAAAGGACAGAUAAAAAACAAAGGUAAAAGGAAGGGGAAGAAAGAAGCAAACCCUAACGAAACCGAAACAGAGUUACAAAGAUAGAGAGUGUGAUCCCUUCAGAUUUGUUCUUCUGAUUCCGGUUGUGAGUUAGGGAGCUAUGGCGGAGCACUUGGCAUCGAUAUUCGGUACGGAGAAAGACAGAGUGAACUGCCCCUUCUACUUCAAGAUCGGGGCCUGCAGGCACGGCGACCGCUGCUCCAGGCUUCACACGAAGCCCACCAUAAGCCCGACGCUGCUCCUCUCCAACAUGUACCAGAGGCCCGACAUGAUCACCCCUCUCCUCCCUCCAAAUCCUAACCAGCCUCAGUCUCAGUCCCUUGAUCCCGACAAGGUUCAAGACCAUUUUGAGGACUUCUACGAGGACCUCUUCGAGGAGCUCAGCAAGUACGGCCAGAUUCAGAGCCUCAAUAUUUGCGACAAUCUCGCUGAUCACAUGGUUGGGAACGUGUAUGUUCAGUUCAAAGAGGAGGACCAUGCUGCCAAUGCCUUAAUGAAUCUCACUGGGAGGUUUUAUUCAGGUCGACCCAUCAUUGUUGACUUCUCUCCUGUUACUGAUUUUCGGGAAGCUACUUGUAGGCAGUAUGAGGAAAACGUUUGCAAUAGAGGUGGCUACUGCAACUUCAUGCACCUAAAAAAAAUUAGCAGGGAUUUGAGGAAGAAGUUAUUUGGAAGAAACAGGAGAUGGAAUCGUAGUAGAAGUAGAAGCAGAAGCCGAAGUCCUCCUAGGAGUAGAAACUAUGAUGAGCGUUCACAUGGUCGUGGUUCUAGUAGAAGGGAUUCUGAUAGGUCCCAUGGUCACCAUGGUAGGAGGCCUAGAAGCCGUAGUCCUCGACGUCGAGGAAGGCGAAGUAGAAGUCCGGGGGGGAGGGAUAGGAGUCCAGUCAGAGAAAGUAGUGCAGAAAGAAGGGCUAAAAUAGAGCAAUGGAACAGGGAGAAGGAGCAGGGAGAUUCUGGUAACCAGAACAAUGCGAAUGGUAAUGAUUACAAGGAACCUAGCGUCCCAAAAAAUGGUAAUGAAUCCGAUAAUCAUCAAACAUAUCAGCAUAACAGUGAUUAGGUUCAAUAUUAAGAGAAACCCUGUAAUGUGGAAGUUAUCUUAGUCAACUUAAUUAUCUUGUUUGCACCUAUUGAGUUGUUUUCCGUUGCUAGUGAUUUUACCGUUUUAUUUGGGUUUUAUUCAUGUAUACAACUUUGUAAUAUUCAUGAAAAAACGGUUGACUUUUAUGCUUCAAACGCAAUUAUCAAGGUA